AUGGCACGCAGAGCGAGUCUUCAAGGCUCGCAGGCUGCCCCGCCACUAACCUCACGCUACAUCAGCCAAGGUCUAGCUCUGCAUACCAACCUCGACCAGCAACGCCAAGCCAAGAGAGCACGAUACUCAACCGUACGCGCGGAAGAACCCGAUGAAAACCUUGACUCCACAAGCCCAAUCUACGAUGCCUUCGUCAACGACCAAGGACUUGAUGGUAUUCGGACAAUGACCAACUUCAGCCCGUCUGAGUUCAACAUCUUGUGGGCGGACAUACGGCAAUACCUUUCGAAGCAUUGGAACACUGGUUCGGGGCGCAAAUCCGAGCUAGCUGCCAACGGGGAUCGCUUCACCAACUAUCCCUAUGCAACGGACGUGACCUUUCAACAAACGAAUGUCCCUGCCGGAAGCUAUGCUGAGAAGAAGUCGUAUUACAGUGGCAAACACUCGCUCUAUGGGCAUAAGGUGGAAGUGUCGGUGCUCCCGAAUGGGCUUGCAAUCAAUUGCACCAAGCACUACAAAGGCAGCGUUGCUGAUAAAUCCAUUUUCGACGACAACUUGGAAUUCCACGCGAAUGGCCUUGCCAAACAAGGCGACGACGACCGCCUGGAUGAUUCUGAGCGAGUUGGUGGGGCACGUCAAUAUGCGAUCCUUGUGGACAAAGGCUACCAAGGGAUACAAAGAGAAGUUCGCGCGGUGCUUCCUACCAAGAAGCCAAUUGGAGGCGUGCUGAUAUCAAUAAUAGACCAAUAA
This is a messenger RNA of Aphanomyces astaci, 750 nucleotides long. RefSeq lists its product as hypothetical. NCBI's taxonomy places the organism in Eukaryota, Oomycota, Saprolegniomycetes, Saprolegniales, Verrucalvaceae. Bases 1 to 750 code for a protein of 249 amino acids. The transcript is spliced from 2 exons. The record is from RefSeq and is a predicted model, not a curated record.